UCGAGAAAACACAAGUACAGUUUCUUUCACUGAACCAUGAAGAACAAAAACUGUUGAACCAAGUUCACCGUCUUCCAUGCCAUAGGGUGACUGCCGAUGGUUAUGAGAGUUUUAGAAGCUGAGAAGAACAGAGAGGUUUCGCUGGAGUUUUGGGUUGUAUUUCAGAUAGAAAUUAGCAAAGCCAUGGGGAAGAAUACCUGCUGCUGCUGCCAUUGAUUUUGGUAGUGGAAGAAGAGUUUUGGGUACUGGAAUGAACAAGGAAAGUUGGGUUUGAUGUGACUUCGAUUUUGGCAGCAGAAGUGAACGAAUCUGGGUGAUGUCAUGGGCCAAGAAAAUCAGUUGAAGUCUCAUGUUCGUGUGGCCAUACAUAUUGAAUGGAUGUAGACGAUUGAAGGCAGUGUUUGAGUUCUUAAAUGAAUGGGAAGAAUGGGUUAUUGUGUGAUUGAAUUAUUAUUGCUUGCAGGGAAGGAGAUGUGCAAAGUAUCACCAACAGUAAGCUCAAAUAUGUGUUAUCAGUUUCUUUCACACCAGGUGUUUGUAGAAAGACCUGAAAAGUAGUUUCACAGCAUCAAUGUCAGUUGCGACUAGCUCAGUUCCACCAGGCUUCACCACUGCUGGUUAAGCCGUGAGUGUUUACACAAGGGGUUACAAUGAUCAGUGGUUGCUCUCGACAGAUUAGGUGAUGUUUUAGGAGAAAAGUUAGGUACUGGUGGUGUUUUGAGUUAACAACUUUGGCUCGAGAAAGAGAGGAGAAACAAGUGAUUUGGGUGAGGAGUUGCGGUCGGUCAUAGCCAUAGUUCAGAGGUUGGAUACGGUUCAGAGACUGAGAUGAAUGAGGAGCAGGGAAUUCAAGUUACAGAUACAAGUAUUUGCCUGGCCGACAAGACAGGAAACUCAGGGAUGUCGUUGUUGUCGUUUGAUUGAAGCAAGAAAGGGUAAGGAUUAAAGACAAAAUUUGGAAGUUGUGAAGAAAGAGGAGUUGGGUUUCAAUCCGAUUCGGAUUCACAGGAAUUGAAGAGAUAUAAAAGGGGUUAAACCUAAAAGUUACAUGGAUCAUCUCAUAGCCCCUCCUUCACCACUGCCGCAAACCUAGUUUCAGCGAGCUUUGCUCGCUGAACCACCACCACCAUCUGCAUAUCCACCUGCAUUCCGCCAGCAUCUCUCUUGCAUCUUCAUUACCAUUAUUACCACCUGCAUUACCUUCCAUUGCAUAUCAUCUCCACCAAUUCAACACUUCACCUCAUCUGCACAUUAUCAGCACUUCAUACCAUUCCAUUUCAAGACCACCUGCAUAUACCCACCAGAUCCAUUCAUACAACCAUCAACUGUAGCAGCUGGAGUUCAAAUCAAUCUUCCAUCCACUAUAGCACCUUCCAUCCGUCGCCUGCAUCUCACCACUUCACAACAUCAAGGCAGCAGAUCUGCAGGAAACUACUACAACAGCAACAACCAUCAUCAUUCCAUUGUUACCAGGCCACGAAGUUCACCACUACCAGCUACAUCAUUCCACCACAACCAUCAGUUGUUGUUUGUUUGGUUUUGUAUUCCUGUUUUCCAUUUGUUGUUUUGCUUUGUUUACCAUGAACUCCAGUAGCUAAUUGCAUCUUGAUUAGGGACGAUUUCGACGUCCGAACAUGAACUCCAAUUGAUAUUUAAAAAGCCUUUUUCUUGCAAUUAUAUUGUUAUUGCUCAUUCUCUACUAUGCUGUUUGUGAAUUGUUUCUCAAUCGUUUAAGUUGCAAAUUGAAUGGUUGUUUGAUAGUUGUAUUGCUAGUUAGGAAUUCUUCGACCCGUAAUUGUCUAGAAAACCUAAACACAAGUAGCACUAUAUGAGUAUUGACAAGUAGCACUAUAUGAGUAUUGACGAUGGGACUUUGUUAAGUACUCGUAUGUAUUGAAUGACACUAGUAGGUAAUUCAUGCUUUUGAUUUUAUCACUAGGAGCAAUCUUAUUUCAUAAAGCGUAAAGCAUUUGUUUAAGUCAUACCUAGAGAGCGUACUUCUAGGAAACUUGGAAAGUAGAAAACCGGUAGUCGAGCGCUUCCGCAUCCGAUGAACGUAGGAGAUAAUAACGGAAUAGUUGAGCGUACUAAUUAUUCUAGGGUUGUUAGUAACAAGAUACUUUGCAGAAACUAGCUAUAUCAAUAAGAUUCAUGUUUUGUGACCGAGAAAGAGUCUUUGAUCAUCCUCAUACUCAUAUUUGCAUUAAUAUUUGUCUUGCAUUAUUCGCAUUUAGAAAUUGAAUUGAUAACUUUGCUCAAAUCUCCCUUGGGACGAACCUGCUUAUCCGUAUACUACUAGUUAGUUUAAAGAGGAGAAAGGAAUAUAUUUUUGUGAGUUCGACACCUCGUCAAAAUUGGCGCCGCUUCUGGGGAGCAGUCUGUAGUUUGAGUUAUUAUUUAUUUUUCUGUUUUGUAUAUAGUUUUUAUUUAUUUUUUAGCUUUUCUAUUAAUUUGUUUCUUUUAGAAUCUUAUUUUCAGGUACAAACAAUCAUUCUUUCGGUGUGUGCACAAUUGGGAACAAGAGGUAAGUCUAUAAACGAGUUGUGUGCAUAAUCUUCAAGAUGUAUCCUUUUGGGAACAAUACAUAUGGUUCAGAAGACCAUACAUAUUAUGGUAAUAAUUCUGAUUUUCAAUCUCAUUCUUACAAUAGCUUCCAACCAUAUGUGGGAUACAGUCAAAACCAAUCUUUUGGUUAUGAUGACUAUUCUACAAGACCUUGUGAUUUUUCUCAUACAUCGCAACAACUUUUUGGUGGUUAUGUAAGUGGACAAUCACAAGGAUGGGGGGAUAGUUAUACUUCUCAUACGUUCCAAUCUAGUUUCUUGCAGAUGCCUAAUGAAUUCAUGGAUUUGCGACGUACAUGGAACCAGAUUAACUCAACUCCCAACGUGCCGAGUUUCAUACCAAGUGAAACCUAUGAUAGUGUAUUUAGACCUGUUCCGGAUCAUACUUAUGAUCCUUCACCCAUUCAAAGGGAAUAUACAUGGUCUAAAGAACCUAUUGUGAAUAGUAGCGGAAAACGUGUUAACAUAAAGAAACUCUUUAAACAAUAUGAGCAGUUGGAAGACGAGGGAGCAACGGAAGAGACUCUUCAAGCAAUUAUUAGGGCCAUACAUGAUGAGGUUAACCGCCGCGUGGAUAAUGGAGAAGAGCCCCAAGUAGAAGAUUCCGAGGAUGAUGAACCCUUGGAAAAUAUUGAUAAUGACGGUGCUACUAGCUCAACUCAUGAUUAUAAUGAUCAUUCUCAUAUUCUAGAGGAAGAAGUUGAGUCUAGAAACACUACAAUUAUCGAUGGUAAGACUUAUGUCGUGUAUGAGGGCGAUGAUGAUUAUGACUUCUUUGUGCAUCAUGCCCUAAAUUCAGAGAUAGUCGAUACUUUGAAUGAGAAGUCAACUUGUGAAGAACAUAAGGAUUACGAUAAUUUGCUUAUGGAAGAUUCUGAUUCCUUUUACGAUGAGGAGGACUUGGUUAUAGAAGAAACCAAUGAAUGUCUUAACAAGAAUUCUAGUGAGAAUGAUGAUACUUGUGAUGUGAGAAUGGAAGUGUCCAGCAGUACCGAGGAUCUGGUAAUACAUGAGGUUAUGCAAGGUUUGUCUAACCCUUUACAUGAACCUCUAUCUAAUGAUGAUCCUCCCAAAUUAAUAGUAGUUUCCCAAAGAGUUGUUAAUCCAUCUUUUAGGAAAAUACCUCAUUUGGGGUUGGAAUUAUGUGCUUAUAAAGUUCUCCGAAUUUCUUGCUUCCAAGUAUCCACCAUAUGUGUUUGAUUCUAACACCAUGCAGGUUAUCCAAGAGGAACCAAUAGAUGUUCCUUCCACUUAUUUUUUUUAUACACUUCCGAGUGUGGAAAAGACUAAGUGUGGGGGUGACUCUCGUGGGAUGAUAGUUUCAAUCUUCCCACUAUUUUCUAAUAUUCAUGUGAAGCUUUUGCUAUAUAUGCAGAUUGUUUUGUCGGUGGAUCCUUAAAUUUUCAGAUUGUUGAUAUAUGGGGAGUCUAUUUUGAAUGUGUCUCGUAGGCGUCAAUCAGAUAUUUUGGAGUCAUGCGACGAGAAACAAGGCGAAAAGAGGCUCAAUUCAUUGCUUGGAAGCUUAGGAAUUGGCGGAGUCAAAGCACAGUAGGGCAGUCAGCUGAAGGCUGUUAAAUACAGGCAGACGUUUGUUAAGGGGCGCCCUUUCACAUUUACAGCUUAUACUCCUGAAACUAGGUCGAGAAAACGCAAGUCCGGUUUCUUUCACUGAACCAUGAAGAACAAAAACUGUUGAACCAAGUUCACCGUCUUCCAUGCCAUAGGGUGACUGCCGAUGGUUAUGAGAGUUUUAGAAGCUGAGAAGAACAGGGAGGUUUCGCUGGAGUUUUGGGUUGUAUUUCAGAUAGAAAUUAGCAAAGCCACAUGGAAGAAUACCUGCUGCUGCUGCCAUUGAUUUUGGUAGUGGAAGAAGAGAUUUGAGUACUGAAAUGAACAAGGAAAGUUGGGUUUGAUGUGAAUUCGAUUUUGGCAGCAAAAGUGAACGAAUCUAGGUGAUGUCAUGUGCCAAGAAAAUCAGUUAAAGUCUCAUGUUCGUGUGGCCAUACAGAUUGAAUGGAAGUAGACGAUUGAAGGCAAUAUUUGAGUUCUUAAAUGAAUUGGAAGAAUGGGCUGUUGUGUGAUUGAAUUGUUAUUGCUUGCAGGGAAGGAGAUAUGCAAAGUAUCAUCAAUAGUAAGCUCAAAUAUGUGUUAUCAUUUUCUUGCACACCAGGUGUUUGUAUAAAGACAUGAAUGGUAGUUUCACAGCAUAAAUUUCAUCUGCGACUAGCUCAGUUUCACCAGGCUUCACCACUGCUGGUUAAGCCGUGAGUGUUUACACAAGGGGUUACAAUGAUCAGUGGUUGCUCUCGACAGAUUAGGUGAUGUUUUAGGAGAAAAGUUAGGUAUUGGUGGUGUUUUGAGUUAACAACUUUGGCUCGAGAAAGAGAGGAGAAACAAGUUAUUUGGGUGAGGAGUUGCGGACGGUCAUAGCCAUAGUUCAGAGGUUGGAUACGGUUCAGAGACUGAGAUGAAUGCGAAGCAGGGAAUUCAAGUUACAGAUACAAGUAUUUGCCUGGCCGACAAGACAGGAAACUCAGGUAUGUUGUUGUUACCGUUUGAUUGAAGCAAGAAAGGCUAAGGAUUAAAGACAGAAUUUGGAAGUUACGAAGAAAGAGGAGUUGGGUUUCAAUCCGAUUCGGAUUCACAGGAAUUGAAGAGCUAUAAAAGGGGUUAAACCUAAAAGUCACAGGGAUCAUCUCAUAGCCCCUCCUUCACCACUGCUGCUCGCUGAACCACCACCACCAUCUGCAUAUCCACCUGCAUUCCGCCAGCAUCUCUCUUGCAUCUCCAUUACCAUUAUUACCACCUGCAUUACCUUCCAUUGCAUAUCAUCUCCACCAGUUCAACACUUCACCUCAUUUGCACAUCAUCAGCACUUCAUACCAUUCCAUUCCAAGACCACCUGCAUACACCCACCAGAUCCAUUCAUACAACCAUCAACUGUAACAGCUGGAGUUCAAAUCAAUCUUCCAUCCACUAUAGCACCUUCCAUCCGUCGCCUGCAUCUCACCACUUCACAACAUCAAGGCAGCAGACCUGCAGGAAACUACUAUAACAAUAACAACCAUCAUCAUUCCAUUGUUACCAGGCCACAGAGUUCACCACUACCAACUACAUCAUUCCACCACAACCAUCAGUUGUUGUUUGUUUGGUUUUGUAUUCCUGUUUUCCAUUUGUUGUUUUGCUUUGUUUACCAUGAAAUCCAGUAGAUAAUUGCAUCUUGAUUAGGGACGAUUUCGACGUCCCAACAUGAACUCCAAUUGAUAUUUAAAAAGCCUUUUUCUUGCAA
This is a messenger RNA of Papaver somniferum (opium poppy), 5853 nucleotides long. RefSeq lists its product as uncharacterized. NCBI's taxonomy places the organism in Eukaryota, Viridiplantae, Streptophyta, Magnoliopsida, Ranunculales, Papaveraceae. Bases 2562 to 3764 code for a protein of 400 amino acids. The transcript has 2 exons. The record is from RefSeq and is a predicted model, not a curated record.